CGGAAACUGCUCACAGGAAGUACCUGUUUUACUCGACCCCUCCAGGCUGUAAAACGGAAAGGUUCGGAAUUUGCCUCUGCGCCGUCUUUUUUUGCCUGUUACCUGUGACGUCCUUGGGUCUCCCUCUGUUACCCAGACUGGAGUACAGUGGUGUGAUGUGGGCUCACUGCAACCUCUGCCUCCCAGGUUCAAGUGAUUCUUGUGCCUCAGCCUCCCGAGUAGCUGGGAUUACAGGAAGCAGAAUCUGAAACUUUCUGAGGAGAGCAUUUGAACUUCAGAUUUCUAACAGCCUCUUUGCAACAAAAUAGACCAGUAGCUGAAGUCAACUGCAAUCCUUCAUGAUGUUUCCCUUGGCCAGAAAUGCACUAAGCAGUCUCAAGAUUCGAAGCAUUCUGCAAAGCAUGGCAAGACAUAGCCAUGUAAAACACUCACCAGAUUUUCAUGAUAAAUAUGGUAAUGCUGUGCUAGCCAGUGGAACCGCUUUCUGUGUUGCUACAUGGGUGUUUACGGCCACUCAGAUUGGAAUAGAAUGGAACCUAUCCCCUGUUGGCAGAGUUACCCCAAAAGAGUGGAAACAUCAGUGACCAUCACAGUUGCUGUAAUGACAGAAUUGUUUAAAAAACCAACUUGUCAUGUAAGCACUCUACUGCUUAUUAAAAUAUAGCACAAUUGAAAAAAUAAAAUGUGUUUUAAAUCUUUAAAAA
Messenger RNA from Pan troglodytes (chimpanzee), 704 nucleotides. It is a transcript of the gene COX7B2, whose product is annotated as cytochrome c oxidase subunit 7B2. The record is from RefSeq and is a predicted model, not a curated record. Lineage: Eukaryota; Metazoa; Chordata; Mammalia; Primates; Hominidae. Gene Ontology annotation, cellular component: respiratory chain complex IV; mitochondrion. Gene Ontology annotation, biological process: mitochondrial electron transport, cytochrome c to oxygen. The transcript is spliced from 4 exons. The coding region runs from base 339 to 584 and encodes 81 amino acids.